Gryllus bimaculatus (two-spotted cricket) is the source of this 976-nucleotide messenger RNA. NCBI's taxonomy places the organism in Eukaryota, Metazoa, Arthropoda, Insecta, Orthoptera, Gryllidae. The record is from the annotation of a GenBank genome assembly.
UAAAUAAAUCCAAAAAUAUGACAAGAAUGCCAUUGCCAACGUACUCUCUGUCAACAAUUAGAAAAAUCCCUAAAUAAAGUGUGAAUGCUUGCGUUGCUUGCUCACAUACAUCAAAGGUUUUGAAAGGCUGAAUGGGGAUGUAUAUUAAUAGUUCCCACAUGGCUACAAUAGUGCAAAGUACAAUAGGAUAAGAGGUAAUUUUUUACCCUAAGAUUUUUUGUCGUGUGGAGAUUUCGCGAAUUCAAAUGCGUAUUCAGUGAAUACUAUUCAUCUUAAAGGUUAGAGAAGUAGGGAACACGACUAUCGUCAGUAUUACUGUUAUUAUUGUUCAGUCCCUUACAAGAAAUUGGAGGAGCCAGAAAACAACCAAUGUGAUAGGACUGAUGACAUUGCUUCACAUCAAGUUUCAGAGCCUGGUGAGAAACUUAUUUUUUUUUGUGUAAGUUGUAAAACUGCUUACAAAACAGCUGUUAGUUUUGAGGUCCAUCAGCAGUGGCACAAAGUCUCACGUCCGUAUAAAUGUGUAAAGUGUGAAGCAAUGUUUCAACAUGCUGAAGCUCUCCAAGCACAUUUGCGAUGGCAUGGCCGCCCCUUUGUGUGUGGAAUUUGCAAGAUGACAUUCAAGAGUGCUGGAAGUCGCAAACUGCACAGAAAGAAACAUAUGAAACGUCUAUAUAAAUGUUCUACAUGUGGUGAUAGAUUCGUUAACGAAAUUGAACUGCAGAACCAUGAACGCAAACAUACUGAUUAUCCAUAUGAAUGUGAUGUGUGUGAUGCAUUGUACAUGGUAAGAUACUACCUCAAAAUUCAUAUGCGAAAGCAUACUUCUCGGAGACCGUGGAAGUGCUGGGAAUGUAAGGCUCUCUUUGUUGAAAGAACAAGCUUAGAUGUUCAUAAAGAGGAUUUUUCAUCAUUCACCAUCAGUUGUUGGAAUACUCGUAUCAUAACAAGACAGCUGCGACCAGAAGAGUCUUAC